Molecule: messenger RNA, 1010 nt
Organism: Gigantopelta aegis
Lineage: Eukaryota; Metazoa; Mollusca; Gastropoda; Neomphalida; Peltospiridae
Exons: 5
Coding region: 90-863 (257 amino acids)
Source: RefSeq, a predicted model, not a curated record
UUUAUGUCUCGUCAAUCCGUGAUGAGUAUAAAAAGACUGAUAACAAAUUUGAUAUUUAGUUUGUGAGUGCGUUAGGCCCAGAAAACGAGAUGCAUUUUACAUCCCUGCUGAUCGUCGCGACCGCUGCAUGCGUCACUGUGGCUUCACGAGUUUACACCAGAGAUGAAAUAUUCCGAAUAGUGAGUGCUGGGAUUCCUAGACCAGGUUACUACCACGCCAAACCUGGUUACCACCAUGCCAAACCCGGUUACCAACGUUACGGCCCAGUGAACACUCACGCAAAGUUCAAUCAGCGGUAUCGUCCCGCACCACGUAAUACGUACUACGCAGGCGCCAAGCCACCAUACAGGACAGGAGGAUACUACAAUCCGAAACAAUCCAUUCGGUACCAGUCCUGCAAGCAAGAUGAUCCGUCCGCCAAAUACGAGCUCUCUUCGGAUGUGUCGAAUUACCCGGGGGAGGCAGUCAUCGGAGAACUGGGCCGACAGGAGCAGCUAUACAGGAUACUGAAUACCAUGAAGGUUCACCGAACAUACCACGGCUACACGAAAAUUUUGGACUUGUCGACCUGUAAAACAAAAUUCGCAACGCUUGCCAGCUUCUACAAUCCGGAUUACGGUACAGGUCGCUGCUGGGUUCUUCCCGAUUACCAAGAGAAAGUCGAGUUUGCCAUCUGCAAACAUGGGACUUGCAAUAAUUCGUGUUACAAGUCUGAUCUUCCAGGGUUAAAAGCAAUAUGCGCCAAGAACUUCCGGCACGUGUCGGUGUGGGCGUAUUGUGAGAAUACCUACGGUGGAAAUCCUAUUGUCUACACUCGCUUGGUCAUCCCCGCAUUCUGCAGUUGUAAGCAUCUCCAGUGCUAACAGGACUGACGCUAACAGGACUGAUGCUGUUGAACGUAAACCAAAAUAAUUGAUUUGUUUUUAAAAGACACGAUAUACAUCAUAUUCUUCUUUUUUUAAUUUUUCAUAUGUAGUACACCUGAGGAUUAAACGUAGUAUAUGACAAAA